GUGUAAUUGCAUUUUAUUCCGUUAGAAACUUUUGUGAUACCAUAAAAAAUUUUUUUUUUAUAUGUACAUAGGAAGCGUAACAUUUAACUGUGAUUGUGAAGAUCCAUUCAACAACAAAUAUUUGAAUAUAAAGCAUUUUAGCAAUAUAGAGGAAAUUAGAGAAGGUGGUUUAGGAAAAGUAUAUCGUGCAAUUAGUCUUUUUUUAAUCUUGAUAGUGCUACUAUUAAGGAACUUUCUCAUGAGUGAUAAUAUCAUCAACUUAUUUGGAGUAACAAAACUUACGUCAGAUAUUUUUUUGCUCGUCCCAAAUAUUAUUUGUUUAUUAAACUUGGGAUUUGUAAUUAGUUCAAAUGUAUAUUUUAGUACAAAUUUUUUCAGAAUCUUUUGGUUAAUAGUUCGUUGUCUUCUUGUCUUCUGAAAUUGAACUAUGAUGUGAAUAUAGUAUAAUUGUUACACAAUUAUUUUGGAAUCAGAUAUAUAAUUAGACCGAAAACAAAAUUUCGUUCAAUAAUAUGUAGUUAAGAUAAAUUCGAGAAAUAGAAAUAUAGAAAUUCUAAAUUAAUGGAAUUUGUGGGAUGUGGGAUUAUCUUGACGCGUAAUUUGAUAUAAAAACAUCACCAAUAUAGUCUUCAC
Molecule: messenger RNA, 633 nt
Organism: Rhizophagus irregularis DAOM 181602=DAOM 197198
Lineage: Eukaryota; Fungi; Glomeromycota; Glomeromycetes; Glomerales; Glomeraceae
Source: RefSeq, a predicted model, not a curated record